GAAAAACGAGGGUGGUUUAGGGCGGAAGGAAAGAAAACAAAAACGUCCUUCCCGGGCUAUGGGGUACCCCGGGAGUGCUGCGGUGGCAGCUGAUGGAGCAGGAGCUUUCAAACAGCUGACAUCCCCAAAAGGAUGCAUGAAAGAAACACCACUCGCUAAUGCUGCAUUUUGGGCUGCAAGAAAAGGAAACCUGGCUCUUCUCCAGCUGCUGCUGAACAGUGGGCGAGUAGAUGUGGACUGCAAAGACAGUCUUGGCACAACAGCUCUGAUGGUAGCAUCUUACUAUGGCCACAUAGAUUGUGUGCGGGAAUUGGUGUUGCAAGGAGCAGAUAUCAAUCUGCAGAGAGAGUCAGGUGCAACUUCUCUGUUCUUUGCUGCACAGCAAGGCCACAACGAUGUAGUGAAGUUUCUCUUUGAAUUUGGAGCCUCCACUGAAUUUAAGAAUAAAGAUGGAGGUACUGCUCUUCUAGCUGCUUGUCAGUAUGGGCAUGCAAAAGUAGUGGAAACUCUGUUGAAGCACGGUGCCAACAUUCACGAUCAACUUUAUGAUGGAGCUUCUGCAAUUUUCCUGGCAGCACAAGGAGGCUAUCUGGAUGUCAUCCGAUUGCUGCUUUCUUCAGGAGCAAAGGUUAACCAGCCACGGCAGGAUGGGACGGCACCCUUGUGGAUUGCAUCGCAGAUGGGUCACAGCGAAGUGGUGCGAGUGAUGCUGCUCCGGGGAGCCGAGCGAGAUGCCGCACGGGAUGACGGCACGACUGCUUUACUGAAGGCUGCCAUUAAAGGGUACAACAAUGUGAUAGAAGAGUUGCUGAAAUUCUCUCCCACACUUGGCCUGCUGAAGAACGGGACCUCUGCUCUCCACGCGGCCGUCCUGAGCGGCAACGCGAGGACAGUGGCACUGCUUCUCGAAGCUGGAGCGGACCCUUGCCUGAGGAACAAGGCAAAUGAACUGCCAGCUGAACUUACAAAAAAUGAACGCAUCCUCCGACUCCUCCGCACGAAGGAAAAGCAAAGGAAAAGCUAA
This is a messenger RNA of Balearica regulorum gibbericeps (East African grey crowned-crane), 1024 nucleotides long. NCBI's taxonomy places the organism in Eukaryota, Metazoa, Chordata, Aves, Gruiformes, Gruidae. The record is from RefSeq and is a predicted model, not a curated record.